Peniophora sp. CBMAI 1063 is the source of this 651-nucleotide messenger RNA. Lineage: Eukaryota; Fungi; Basidiomycota; Agaricomycetes; Russulales; Peniophoraceae. The record is from the annotation of a GenBank genome assembly.
AUGACUUUGGUCUACACGCAUACCGCCACAUCUGCCGACUUCAACGCUCCUGGCACACCUAAAGCCGGCCGCGCAAUCUACUGCAAGCGGUGCAGUACUGUCGUAACAACAACACGCUUUCUCGUUUCACGAGCAUAUCGCGGAUUCCGCGGCAAAGCAGCGCUGUACAGCCAUGUCGAUAGCGAAGCAACAUCACUCGGCCCAACGUCCGUGCAACUGAUGCAGACGGGCGCGUACACCGUUCGCGCAUUGACUUGCGGAACAUGUCACGCAUACUUGGGCUUCACAUUCGUGCGCGCGCACGAGAAGACGGAGGAGUGGAAGGCGAAUCACUCGGUUUUGGAGGCGGCGUCCGUGCGCGAAGAAUCGGAUCCUUUGUCCGCAUCAGCACACUCGCCUUUGCCGCCCCUUGAGCCCGUACGCCCGAGCACGCCCGCAUCAGCCGAGACGGACAUGAGCGAUGUUCCGGAGGAGAUGGCCGCGCCUCAGGCGCGCCCACGUCGUCCGAUGCCUUCGCCGCAUGGGAGCUCGGUUUGGAGGAAGACGGUCGUGAAAUUGAGCUCGGCGGGACGCUUGGCCGGUUCACGGCAUUCUCGGAGUAUAUCGAGUUCCACGGAUGGGAGUCACCAUGCGCCGUGGGUGAUUGAGUAG